AUGGCUACUGGGAAAACAGAAAAGGCCCGUCGGGUGCGCCAGAACGACUUGCGGGAUGGUAACCUCAGAGUCAAGGGAGAAAACUUCUACAGAGAUGCAAAGAAGGUGAAGCAUCUGAACAUGUACAAAGAGGGCAAGGCCGUGAGAAAUGCCAAGGGAGAAGUUAUCAAGGCAGCCUACUUGCAGGACACAAAGGCCCCAACGGCCAGAGUGGACCCGAACAGACGGUGGUUUGGUAACACCAGAGUGAUUGCGCAAGACGCUCUGACGCAUUUCAGAGAGGCCAUGGGCGACAAGAAGGACGACUCGUACACCGUGCUGCUGAAAAGAAACAAGCUGCCUAUGUCGCUCUUGGACGAAAAGGACACGAACGAAUCUCCGAGCGCGCGUAUUUUGGAAACGGAGUCGUUCGAGCACACUUUUGGCCCUAAGGCCCAGCGCAAGAAGCCUACCACAGUGGCUUCCUCUCUGGAAGAGCUGGCUCAGCUCACCUCUGCCGAACAGACGCAGUACGAGGAGAAACAGGAGCUCAAGCCCACGCUGGGGCUUAUGGGAGGUAUCGACACCGACGAAUUCAGCGCGGAGGCCAAGGAGUUCAUUUUUUCCAAGGGCCAGUCCAAGAGAAUCUGGAACGAACUGUACAAAGUGAUCGACUCGUCGGACGUGGUUAUCCACGUGCUGGACGCGCUUGAAGGAGUCUUAGACACCGGCUUCUUCGUAGUAAAAGGCCCGACAUUCAAACGUGCUUCUCUCGUUUUACUAACUGUUCAGGCGGCGUGGGUGAAACACCUGUCCAAAGACUAUCCAACUCUGGCGUUCCAUGCCAGCAUCACCAACUCGUUCGGUAAAGGAUCACUGAUCCAGCUGCUGCGUCAGUUUUCCGUCCUCCACCAGGAUAGAAAACAGAUCAGUGUUGGUUUCAUAGGGUAUCCAAACACGGGAAAGUCCAGCAUCAUCAACACGUUGAGGCGCAAGAAGGUGUGCACGGUGGCUCCUAUCCCGGGAGAAACCAAGGUGUGGCAGUACAUUACGUUGAUGAAGCGAAUCUUUUUGAUCGACUGUCCGGGAAUUGUGCCUCCGUCCACGAAAGACACCGAGGCAGACAUUCUGUUCCGCGGUGUUGUGCGCGUGGAGCACGUUUCGAACCCAGAACAGUUUAUUCCGGACCUUCUGGCCAAGUGCGAACGCAAACAUCUGGAGAGAACGUACGAGAUCAAGGGUUGGAAAAACGCGACGGAAUUUAUUGAGCUGUUGGCGCGCAAGCACGGAAGACUGCUGAAAGGGGGCGAGCCCGACGAGAGCGGAGUGGCCAAGCAGGUGAUUGCCGACUUCAACAGAGGAAAGAUUCCGUGGUUUGUGCCGCCUCCAGAGGACACCGAGGAGCGCACGGGAGUGGACAAAAAGGCAGCGUACAAAAGAAAGCGGGCGGAGCGUGAGGAGCGCGCCGUGGCAGAGCAGCAGGCGGAGUACGAAGCCGAGCAGGAGGACGACCUGCUGCCAAAGAAGCAGCGAACCGAAUAG
Messenger RNA from Ogataea haglerorum, 1521 nucleotides. RefSeq lists its product as uncharacterized. Gene Ontology annotation, molecular function: GTP binding. NCBI's taxonomy places the organism in Eukaryota, Fungi, Ascomycota, Pichiomycetes, Pichiales, Pichiaceae. The record is from RefSeq and is a predicted model, not a curated record. The transcript is spliced from 2 exons. Bases 1 to 1521 code for a protein of 506 amino acids. Gene Ontology annotation, cellular component: nucleolus.